Messenger RNA from Alosa sapidissima (American shad), 2126 nucleotides. Its product is annotated as interleukin-1 receptor type 1-like. The transcript has 9 exons. Gene Ontology annotation, molecular function: interleukin-1 receptor activity. The record is from RefSeq and is a predicted model, not a curated record. The coding region runs from base 145 to 1206 and encodes 353 amino acids. Lineage: Eukaryota; Metazoa; Chordata; Actinopteri; Clupeiformes; Clupeidae.
CCUGGACAACAGCAACACCUGUGUGAGAAUGCUGUUCAUUGACUUCAGUUCAGCAUUCAACACCAUCAUCCCAUCCAAACUGAUCACUCCAAUGAUUUUAAACUUCAAACAAGUGUCCACCCACCAGGAAGAAGAUGUUUGCCAAUGAAGCCAGCUAUGUCUCCUUUGUGGUUGUGCUGGUGUGCUGAUGUUCUUCUCACCUGGGUUUCCACAGCAGCUGACAUCCCUCAGGAUGACGAGUGUAAGGACUAUGGCGUGCCGUUCGAGCGCGUGUUCAGACGGUCUGGGGAGGCAGCCAUGUUUAACUGCUCUCUAGUAGAUCCCCGUGUCUUCAAUGUGUCCACACACCCCUACAACACAACAUGGUACCACCUGCCUACAGGCCAGGAGCAGAGGGCACAUAUGGAACAUACCAUUAUUCAGGGGACAACGCUGUGGCUUCUCAACAUCACUGCAGAGGAUAAAGGGGAAUUCAUGUGUGUUGUCAGGACUGCUGAGGGCUGUUUUAAACAGGCCUAUGUGCUGAUGGUGGAGGCGGAACCAGGGGCGGGGCCUGAUAGGGGGUGUGUCCACAGGGAGAGGAGCAUCCAGUUCCUCCCAGCGCUGACCAGCAGCUUCCUCUCCUGCCCUCUACGGGAGUAUCUGCCCUACCUGGACACCUACACCAUCCACUGGUACAGGAGCUGUGAGGUUUUGCCGAUUAAUGGGAAGUUCCUGGUGAUGGGUGAAGGAGACCUCGUUGUGGACAGCGUUGCCCCUGACGACGCAGAUAACUACACCUGCGUCCUGAGCUUCCAGCUGGCUGGACUCCAGGGUCUUAUGAGUGAGACCAUCGAGACCACUGUCCUUGUGAAAGUCACUUACCAGCCAGAAAUCCUCUUGCUGGAUGGAGAGAUCAACAAAGUUCCCCUGGGCUCCUCUUUCCAUAAGCUGUGUCGUGUGUCAGUGCCUGGAGUGGGAUCUCACGACGUCUUAGUGAUCUGGAGAACACAAGACAAGUACAUCAACUACAAUACAACCCACCGCAUUCACCAGCUGCCACAGAGAGAGGUACCUGUUGCAGACGGGUCGGUGGUGGAGGCGGAUCUGGUGUUCUCUGAGGUGAGAGAAGAGGACCUGAAUGUGAACUUCACCUGUGAGGUCCAUAAUGACCGCAGAGUCCCCCAAGCCAGCUUUAGACUGCAGUCAGAGAGGAUGACCAUCUAAACAUUUCUGGUGGGUAUCUUUAUUUCUUAUUCUUUGGGGGUAGGCUCCGCCUCCUGCCGUCUCAUUCCGGCAGGAUCUGCAAGGGUCUGCACUCUCAUUGACCUGGACUGAGGACGAGGCCUAUGCCAAAGACUAUCUUGUUGUUGCUUAUGUAUUUCGUGUAUCCUUUGAUUGUGUGUGUGUGUGUGUUCACACCAUAUUCACACCAUAUUCUACACAAAAAACAAACAACAUCAGAAUGCUACAUUCACACAUAAACUACUAUAGAAAUACUAUAGCGGCUCUAGUGCUAUAAAACUACUAUAGAAAUACUAUAGCGGCUCUAGUACUAUAAGACUACCUUAUAAAUACUAUAGCGCUCUAGUGCUAUAAAACUACUAUAGAAAUACUAUAGCGGCUCUAUCUAUAGAAAUACUAUAGCGGCUCUAGUGCUAUAAAACUACUAUAAGACUACUAUAGAAAUACUAUAGCGGCUCUAGUACUAUAAGACUACUAUAGAAAUACUAUAGCGGCUCUAGUGCUAUAAGACUACCUUAUAAAUACUAUAGCGCUCUAGUGCUAUAAAACUACUAUAGAAAUACUAUAGUGGCUCUAGUGCUAUAAAACUACUAUAGAAAUACUAUAGCGGCUCUAGUGCUAUAAAACUACUAUAGAAAUACUAUAGCGGCUCUAGUACUAUAAGACUACCUUAUAAAUACUAUAGCGCUCUAGUGCUAUAAAACUACUAUAGAAAUACUAUAGCGGCUCUAUCUAUAGAAAUACUAUAGCGGCUCUAGUGCUAUAAAACUACUAUAAGACUACUAUAGAAAUACUAUAGCGGCUCUUGUACUAUAAAACUACUAUAGAAAUACUAUAGCGGCUCUAGGAUAUAAAACUACUAUAGAAAUACUAUAGCGGCUCUAGGAUAUUAUAGAGGUAUU